AUGGCCCAACCACACCUCACUCUCCUCUCUGACUUGACACCUUCCUCCCAGGAACGAACCUGGCUCACUGCCCCCCACCCAACCCUCCCAAUUGUGGCCACCUGUAGCUCCGACAAAACGGUGCGAAUCUACUCCCUCACAAACUUCAAGCUCCUCUCGACAAUUACAGGCGGACAUAAGCGUAGCGUACGAACUUGCGCUUGGAAGCCGCACGUUAAAGGAGAAAGUGUUCUAGCAACCGGCAGUUUCGACGCAACGGUCGGGAUCUGGCGGCGAUGGGAUAGCUAUGGACGGAGCGAAAAUGGAGAAGAAGACGCACAGGAUGAGGCCAAGACUAGUGAUGAAGAAGAAGAAUGGCGAUUUGCAGUGCUACUAGAUGGACAUGAUAGCGAGGUCAAGUCUGUAUCAUGGUCACCGUCUGGCAUGUUAUUGGCCACAUGUGCCCGAGACAAAUCAAUUUGGAUCUGGGAGGACCUCGACGAUGGCGACAACAAUUUCGAGACUGUGGCUGUGAUGCAGGAACAUGGCGGUGAUGUAAAGUGUGUGGCGUGGCAUCCUGUGGAGGAGUGUCUUGCGAGCGGUGGCUACGACGAUACAAUUCGAUUAUGGCGGGAGGAUCUGGACGACUGGGGCCAGGUAGCGUGUAUCAAGAAGCAUGAAGGAACAGUGUGGUAUAUUGAGUGGGAAGGUCCACAGAAUGUUCCGAAGUGCGUAUCCGAAAAUGAUGAUUCGACAUCACUGCAGAAUCAGUGGCGUGAGCAACAGGCUCUUUCCGGGCCACGAUUGAUCUCCUGCUCGGAUGACCGGACAGUACGUGUUUGGCGACGCCUACCCAAUGAAAGCAUGCAAUCUGGGGAACUUUCUUCAGCGACGACCGGAAUCCCGAGUAUCAUUCGACCGACAGGGACAGACGAGACAUGGGUCGAGGAUGCAGUGUUGCCACAUGCUCACGAAUUGGCUAUAUAUGCCGUGUCAUGGAGCCGAAAGACUGGCCUUGUUGCGUCAGUCGGUGCCGAUGGGCGUAUUGUUCUCUAUCAGGAACGAUUUGUGACAUCUUCGUCUGCGUCUGUCAUUGAUUCAGAUGCUAUGGACACAGACUCUCAUUCUCCUGAGAAACACCUCCAAACAGAGUGGACCAUUCUUGCGGUAUAUGAUGGUGCACAUGAUAUCUAUGAGAUGAAUCAUGUUGCUUGGGCGAAACGGGCAGAUCGCGGAUCUACAGAGGACGAAGAGGUCUUGGUAACGACAGCAGAUGAUGGUACGGUGAAGGUGUGGGCAUUGCAGUUAGAGUGA
This is a messenger RNA of Penicillium taxi, 1293 nucleotides long. It is a transcript of the gene cia1, whose product is annotated as iron-sulfur cluster assembly protein CIA1. The transcript has a single exon. Gene Ontology annotation, biological process: iron-sulfur cluster assembly. Gene Ontology annotation, molecular function: protein binding. The coding region runs from base 1 to 1293 and encodes 430 amino acids. NCBI's taxonomy places the organism in Eukaryota, Fungi, Ascomycota, Eurotiomycetes, Eurotiales, Aspergillaceae. The record is from RefSeq and is a predicted model, not a curated record. Gene Ontology annotation, cellular component: cytosolic [4Fe-4S] assembly targeting complex.